UACGGCAGUGCUCGCCUCGCCGUUGGCCACCGCCGCCGGCUUCUUCUGCUUCUUGUUGCGCUCCUUCCGCGUCCUCUUGUCCUUGCGUUCUUGCUUUGCAGCGGCGCCGCUUACCCCGCUGCUCUCCGGCUCGCCGCUUGCCGCGGCCUGCUGCUUGUCCCUUGCCUUCCCGUCGUCAAGUCUCUGCCUGGCCGCCGCUGUCGCCGGGGUCGUUGUUGGACAGGAGAGCCCACAUGUUGGCGCUGGGCUUGAUGCCGCCGCCUCCCGCCAUCUCGCCGCCGGUCGUCGAUCCGUACUCUGUAUAAAAUCUGCGUGAGGAGGUUGUUGGAAAUUGGAACCGAAUACGGCCGGCCGGGCAACGAUGAGCAUACGUAACACAGACACGACGGUUUUGGUUUACUGGAACUGGAACCCGACUCGGGGGAGGGCGUAACGUGAGGCGAUCGAUAAGGCAAGCGAACCGGCGGCCCCUCCAAUCCGAGCCGGACGCCAUAUAAAACGCGCCGCCCCUCCACCAUCGACGAACCAAACCAGCCCACCGAUCGAUCUCUGAUCAGCGCCGCCUUCUCCGCAGAAGCAUCGCCGCGGGGAACCAACCCAGCCCACCGAUCGAUCUCCGAUCAGCGCCGCCUAGCUUCUCAGCAGAAGCAUGGCCGCACCGAGGGUUUAGCCGGUAGGGCGGCGAGGGUUUAGCGAUGGCCACCUACAACUUCGGUCUGCUGGAGCUCGCGGACGGUGAGUCCGGGGAGGCCGCGGUCUCCGUCGUCAUCGGCAAGAAGAAGUCCGAGGCCGCCGCCACCAAGCUCGCUGACGUCGCCGAUCCCGCCGAGCCGGCCGCCUACGACAAGCCCAAGUACUCCUACUUCACCAAGCUACAACACGACAAUGGUGUAAGAAAGUGUCAGCAAGAGCUGAAAAGGUUGCGAGAGGUUCUAAUAAAACUAAGGGAGGAGGAAAUAAAACUAAAGGAAAAAGAAGGGAACGAAGGUCAUAUCAAGGAGUUGUUCGAGGAGCAAAGGAGAUUGAGGCAGGAGCAGAGAAAACUGAGGAUGGAUGAAGCUAUAUUGGUGCCUCAAAGAAAAGCUUUCUACGAGGAGCAUUGCAUUCCUUUGGAGGAGGAUGAGAGGAUGAAAUCCGGCAGUUCUGAUUUUGCCAAUGCAGAUUCUGGUAGCAAUUAUGAUGAGAUUAGUGGCAAUGCAUACAACAAUAAUAAUGUCAGUAACUGUGGGAGCAACGAUCAAGUGUGUGAUAGCGGUGAGCACUACUCAUAUGGAUAUGACGAGAGGCAGGUUGAGAGAGGUCAUGACAACUACAACAACGGUGAGAGGCAAGGGAACCGUCAGGGCCAGCCCAGGAUGAAGAAGGUGUACAUGCGUAAGGUGAAGACGUCAUCUGAUGCUGGAACAGAGGCUGAGGAAAAAGCUGAAGAGAAUGUGGUGUCUGCUAAAGCGACAGAACAGAAGGAGGCUAAUGCUGAUAAUGCUUCUGAAUCAAACAAAUCUGCUGGGGGUGCUGCUCAGGAUGGUUCUAACAACCAACAAGGUGCCGCCGCUGGAGAAAGAAAACUUAUUCGAAAGGAGAGGCUUAACGGCUCUAAGAAGAGGAAGAAGAAAAAUGCUAAGAAAAUCAUGGGCAAUGAGUCAGAAAAGGUGAAGAAGCAAGAUUCUGAGGUAGAUGGUUCAAAGAAACAGGCUGACAAGCAACCAUUAGAAGAAGAGAAAAAGACCCUUGCUGAGUAUGAGAGGAUGCGCGAGGAGAAAAAGAAGUCCUCGGAGGUCCCAAAAACUGAGGUGAGGAAGAUUACUGCUGAAGAAUUUAAGGAUCUGCAGAUGUUGGAGAAAAAGAAGCUAGAUGAUGAGAAAACUGUCAUGAAGGCAGAAAAGGCUCAGCCCAUAGUUAAGGAGGCUAGCAAGAAGAAAGGAACAGUUGAGGCAGAGGGAAAGGAGGCUACUACAAAGGAUGCCAAACCUAAGAAGGUUGCCGUCCCCCACCAAAAUCUUGGGUUCAGGCCGCCAAAACGUGUAUCCUAUGAUCAGAAAGCUGCCGUCCAAAAUGGCGAUGGUGCGUCAACAUAUGCCUACAAUGGCGGAAGCAACGGCGCUCCAAGGGACGACUAUUCUGGUCCUGGACGUCGCGACGGGUACAACAGGGGCAACGACGGACACGGCUACGACGGGUACCAAGGCAAUGGUAGGUACCGUCAACAACAUCAGCAGGGCGGGCAGCAGCAGAGACGUCCAGCCGAUGAAAGGUACUACGGGGAGCACCGCAAUUCUGCGCCGCUUCUGGACGUCGAGAACAUGUCCAAAUUCCCCGCGGUACCUGUAGCCUCCUCGGCUCAAUCUGCGGCGCUGGCCUCUGCAUCCGCACCAGCCCUAGCUGAGGCCUCUGCUCCGACUUCGACGUAACUCUUCUGAUUAGUUUUUUUAAAAAAAGAUUAGGUUAGAGAUGGAGAGAUGAACACGAGGAAAGCCUCGUGAAAUUUGUAACGGAUGCUUUUCUAUUUCAUUGAGUUGUUUCGGUAAAUUUUAUUUCUGUUGAUUUAAAUUUAAUCGAUUUGAUAUGUCUUUCUAAA
Messenger RNA from Panicum hallii, 2575 nucleotides. RefSeq names its product golgin subfamily A member 6-like protein 7. NCBI's taxonomy places the organism in Eukaryota, Viridiplantae, Streptophyta, Magnoliopsida, Poales, Poaceae. The record is from RefSeq and is a predicted model, not a curated record. The transcript is spliced from 5 exons. The coding region runs from base 696 to 2408 and encodes 570 amino acids.